Molecule: messenger RNA, 759 nt
Organism: Aspergillus thermomutatus
Lineage: Eukaryota; Fungi; Ascomycota; Eurotiomycetes; Eurotiales; Aspergillaceae
Exons: 3
Coding region: 1-759 (252 amino acids)
Source: RefSeq, a predicted model, not a curated record
AUGACUCAAGAUCCCCUCGAUUACUCGAAUGUCAACUCCUCCUAUGUGCCUCCAAAAUCCCCCAACACGACGACGCUGCUGGAAUUUAUCAAAUCUCGACCUGAUUUGAGCAAACUGUCAGAAGCCCUAGACAAAGUCGGCGGCUUCCCCGAAGUAUUCGACACGGAUCCCGCCUGGAAAUUUACCUUCUUUGCCCCGAACAACGAUGCCUUUGAGAAGAAUGUGGGCAGAUAUUUCAAUACUUUUGAGGCUACUCCAAAAGGGAAAUGGUGGCUGGGCAAUAGCAUCCUGCAUCACUACGUUCCCAAUUCAAGCUUAAAGUCCACCGAUUUCAAUGAGACUUAUCGACAGUUCCAGGUGAUUAGUCUCAUCCCACUCAGCCAUCAGCACAAGUAUCCCUUGCUCACACUCCUGCGCCUGUUCAUCCCUUAUCCAUCCUGGUUCUUCCCAAUCCCCGGUCCAUUUUCUCUCCGUGCGCUUAUCGAAGAUACGAAGAACGAGACGGGUAUAAUCACAUCUCAUUUUGGCGAUAUUCAUAAUCUCCGCGCUAUUCCUAUCUGGCGCAUGCGCGACACGCCCCUGCGAUCGAUUUACCGGCUCUAUGAGCUCCACCUCGCCGAUCAUUACGAGCUGGUGGGAUGGGAGACGGAAUAUUUCUUUUGUCGGCGAGACUGGAAGCUCCGAGACAUACCAGACCCGAAAGAUCCUGAUCCGCUUCGUUCUGCGAUUGUCGCCUCCAUUGUGGAGGAAUUACAUUAG